CCUAGUGACUUUCCUCUGUUGCAACCUCCCUCCCUGAGAUUCCAAGCUUUCCCUCUCACCACCAAACCAUUAAAGGCAGGCACAGGCACAGCAGCUCAGCUUCCUCCUCUCCUCUGCACUGCUUCCUCCUGAUGCUUUUCAUGGUGGAGAUGGCAAGAAGCUUCCCUCUUCCUCCUCCUCCUCCUCCCCAAAGGUGCAAUGCCCUCGCCUUUGCAUCAUCUUUCUGGUUAAUUUAGCUUCUCCCCUUUCUCGUGUCCUUAGAUUUCUUGGUUCUUGGUAACGCCGCCUCUGCUGCCGGAAAAUGGCGGCGGGGCUACUGCUGAAGCUGGUCGGGUUCUGCUUCUGGGCCGUCUUCUGGCUCGGCGGCGCCGCCACCGUCAGCACCAACGCCGGCGGCGAGGCGGCGGCGGCGGCGGUGGUGGUGGACGCGCGGUCCGCCAUUGCUGUGACGGACGAGGACUUCGUGUGCGCGACGCUGGAUUGGUGGCCGCCGGACAAGUGCGACUACGGCACCUGCAGCUGGGGACUCGCCACCCUCCUCAACAUGGAUCUUUCAAACAAAAUCCUGUUGAAUGCCGUCAAAGCAUUCUCACCUCUGAAGCUUAGGCUGGGAGGAUCCUUGCAGGAUGUGUUGAUAUACGACACCGGCGAUCCUCGGCAGCCGUGCACUCCGUUCACGAAGAACUCAUCGGCCAUGUUCGGUUUCACUCAAGGUUGCCUGCCGUUGCAUAGAUGGGACGAGCUCAAUGCAUUCUUCCAAAAAUCAGGAGCAAAAAUUAUCUUUGGGCUGAAUGCUCUGAAUGGUAGGGUUCCAAUGUCUGAUGAUUCUUUAGGAGGGCCAUGGAAUUACACCAAUGCGGCUUCCUUCAUUCGCUACACUGUCAGCAAGGGCUAUGACAUCCAUGGAUGGGAACUCGGAAAUGAACUCAGUGGCAGUGGAGUUGGAGCUCGAGUUGAUGCAGACCAAUAUGCACAAGAUGUUCUAGCUCUGAAACAAAUCAUUGACAACUCCUACCAAGGCCAUGCAUCAAAGCCACUGGUGAUCGCACCGGGAGGUUUCUUUGAUGCAGCCUGGUUCACUGAGCUUAUCAGCAGAACAAAGCCAAACCAGAUGGAUGUGAUGACUCACCACAUCUACAAUCUAGGCCCUGGCGUCGACACGCACCUGAUUGAUAAAAUUCUUGACCCGUCUUACCUCGACGGCGAGGCCGGCACAUUCAGCAGUCUCCAGGGGAUACUGAAGUCUGCAGGGACGUCCACCGUCGCGUGGGUCGGCGAGGCUGGAGGCGCUUACAACAGUGGUCACCACCUUGUAACUGAUGCUUUUGUGUUCAGCUUCUGGUACUUGGAUCAGCUAGGAAUGUCAUCUAAGUAUGACACAAAGACCUACUGCAGACAGACCUUGAUUGGAGGGAACUAUGGUCUGCUCAACACAACAACGUUUGAACCAAACCCUGAUUACUACAGUGCUUUACUAUGGAACCGCCUCAUGGGAACCAAGGUUCUCUCGGCAACAUUCAACGGCACCAACAAGAUCCGCGCUUACGCACAUUGCGCAAGAGAUUCACGUGGGAUCACUCUACUCCUGAUCAACCUCAGUGGCAACAACACAAACCAUAUCUACGUGACGAGCGAAGGCGUGCAACCUUACAGCACAAAGAAGGAGGGCCGCAGAAGGUUCGGACGCAUCCCCGGGCUCGGCGAAGAAGCUCAGCUCAUCAGAGAAGAGUACCAUCUCACCCCCAAAGAUGGGAGCCUGCAGAGCCAGCAUGUGCUGCUGAAUGGCAAUGUGUUGGCACCUGAUGCCAAUGGAGAGAUCCCUAAGCUGGAGCCUGUGCAGGUGGAGGGAACACAGCCCAUAACAGUGGCUCCUUACUCCAUUGUGUUUGCUCAUAUUCCCAGAUUCUAUGCUCCUGCCUGUAGGUAGAUAUUGUUGAUUGUUGAUUGGUUUUUGUGUGAAUUUGGGAUGAUGUUUAUUAUCUUCAUAGAUUUAGAGUAAUUGUGGGUGAGAGGCAAAGCAUGCUCACCUGCUGCAAAAUGAAGUAAACUGUAAGGCUGAAAGCUCUGUGAUUUGCCAUUCUUUUAGGUGGAAAAAGGGUUAAGGAAAUGUAUGAACAAAAGGAUGUGAAUUGAAAAGAAGAAAUAAUAGUAAGUUCCAAUUUGAUCCA
Oryza sativa Japonica Group (Japanese rice) is the source of this 2168-nucleotide messenger RNA. Its product is annotated as heparanase-like protein 3. Gene Ontology annotation, molecular function: beta-glucuronidase activity. Lineage: Eukaryota; Viridiplantae; Streptophyta; Magnoliopsida; Poales; Poaceae. Gene Ontology annotation, cellular component: plant-type cell wall; membrane. The record is from RefSeq and is a predicted model, not a curated record.